Molecule: messenger RNA, 1638 nt
Organism: Anopheles darlingi
Lineage: Eukaryota; Metazoa; Arthropoda; Insecta; Diptera; Culicidae
Product: putative polypeptide N-acetylgalactosaminyltransferase 9
Exons: 3
Coding region: 1-1638 (545 amino acids)
Cellular component (GO): Golgi apparatus
Source: RefSeq, a predicted model, not a curated record
AUGCUGCAUCUCGGCAACCGUCAUGUGAAGGACUACGAUAAAAACGUAGAACUAGCCAGUUACAUACACACAACAAAUUUCAAUGAUUUGAACCCACCUCCCGGUGAUAUGGGCGUACCCGUGAUCAUCGACACAACGAAUGAAACGCAGUCACUGCAGCAGGAAGGGUUGCGUUCGUUUGGAUACAACCAGUACGCAUCGGAUUUGAUGUCGGUACGGCGACGUUUACCCGACAUAAGAGCCCCUUGGUGUCGGCAACUGCAACAAACAGCCAACCUUACGACCACGUCGAUCGUGAUCGUGUUCUACGAUGAAGCCUGGUCCGUGUUGUUGCGUACCGUGCACUCCGUACUGGACCGUACUCCUGGCCACCUAAUAGAGGAAAUUCUUCUCGUAGAUGACUACUCCACUGCAGCUUAUCUAAAGACACGUCUGGAUGAGUAUUUCGAACGAUAUCCUAAGGUGAGGAUCUUGCGUGCCCCGCAACGGUUAGGAUUGAUAGCGGCCAAAGUGUACGGUGCAAAGGCAUCGAAGGCUCAGAUCAUCACAUUUCUCGAUUCUCACGUCGAGUGUACCGUAGGUUGGUUGGAGCCACUGAUCCAGGAGGUGGCCCGUAACGCGACUACCAUUGCCAUUCCCACGAUCGAUCUCAUCGAUCUGUACAGUAUGGCGCUGGAUAAAGAUAAAGGACCGCUACGGGUAGGAGCCUACCAGUGGGAUCUCAAUUUUGGCUGGUGGGGUCGUGCCGCAAUGCACAAGAGCUACCCAAACCCGUUCGUCCCAUUCGAUACCCCGGCGAUGGCCGGUGGUCUGUUCUCGAUCGAUCGAACGUUCUUCGAGCGGCUCGGUUGGUACGACGAAGGUUUCGAGAUGUACGGUAUCGAGAACAUUGAGCUGUCGAUCAAAAGCUGGAUGUGUGGUGGCCGGAUGGUGAUCGUACCAUGCUCACGUGUGGCACACAUUGCCAAACUCACCCACCCCUACCUGGACCACGUCGGUAAGGAUAUAAUUUUGAAAAACUCGCUCCGGCUGGCGGAAGUGUGGAUGGAUGAGUACAAGCAGAUCAUGUUCGACGUUUACGGCAUUCCGCGCUAUCUGGUGGGUAUGUUUGGCUCGGUUGAAACGCGGAAAGCGGUCCGUGAGCGGGCCGGAUGUGGAACGUUCCGUGAUGAUUACAUUCUGACGGCCUUUCCGGAGAUGAUGAACCCACUCGUGCCGGGUGCUUUCCGUGGGGAGGUUCGUAAUGCUGCGCUAGAGCAGAACCACUGUCUGACGCAUCAGUGGCGCCAAAGUAAGGAGCCGCUCUCGAUGGAGCGUUGUAAUGGACGCGGAAAGGAACAGUACUGGGCGCACAACUUCUACCAUGAGCUCAACAAUUACUCGCAGUGCUUGGAAGUAGGUAUCACCGGGAGUGGUGUGCCAGUGAGUACGAAUAGAUGCCAUCGGAAGGCUGGCGUGAAUAGUCAACGUUGGCAGCAUGUGGUAGCAACUGGGCAGCUCCGGAGUGAAUCCAGUGGUCAAUGUCUUGCAGUAGAUGCCGGUCGAAUUGUAAUGGAACACUGUGACAGUGGCCGACAAGGUCAGCGAUGGAUAGUGAAGCUUAUUCAGCUGGAUGUAUCCGUCUUCAAGUACAACUAG